AUCCCUCUAGUUCGUGCCUCGACCAGGGUGUUUGUCGCGUGCGUUUCGCUAGGGCAUAGCCGCGAGCCGCUGCCAUUGCUCCCUGCUCAGCCGCCGCUCGUGUUUCGUCCAGUACGUUCGUGAAGCCCUGGUGGACAUACAUACUCCGCUCCUCGGCAAGCCUAGCUCAGCGUUGGGGAGGGUGGCGCAAUUGCUCGCCACCGUGAAGGAAGUCCCGGGCGUCUUGGGUUGCAUUGGGGCGAGGCGCCACCGCACCGAUCCGAGGUGUUCGACUGCCCAGCAUCUCAUCGUCGACAAUCAAUGGCAUCUCAUCGUCGACAAUCAAUGUCUGCUUCGGAAUGGAAUAGCAGAGCCACCGCGGCGCCAUGGGCUGACCUCCUGCCGGAGAUGUGCAACCUUGUCAGGGAACGUCUCGACCCCAUCAGUAUCAUUCGAUUUCCUGCCGUCUGCAGGGAUUGGUCCACCGCGUGCGAGGUGUAUCCACUCCUGCGACCGGGCUUGCCCGCGCUGCUCACGCCCAGCGUUGACUCCGACGGCUACGAUACCGAGCACAGCGUCGAGGCGGGCGCAUUCUGCCUGCACGACGUGUCUGCCUGCGGCGGCGGCGGCCGCAAGUCCUUUCUCGGCGAGGCCGAGGGAUUCAAGGACCGGGCUUGGGUCGGCGGCAACCACGGGUGGCUGGUGACCACGGACAUACGGUGCGAAGACGUCCAGCUGCUGAACCCCGUAACCGGCGCGCGGGUUUACCUGCCAUCGCUCUACACCAUCAGCGAAGUCAAAAGGCUCGCCCACUUCAGUGUCGGUGACCACAAGUACAACGAGAUCCUCAAGGUCGCGUUGUGCCGGACGCCGGCGCACGCUGACGGCCACCUCGCCGUUGCUAUCUUCUCCGAAGAUCUGCUGGCGUUCACGGCGGCCGGCGGCGGAGGCGAAGGCGAAGGCGAAGACGAAGGCGAAGGCGAAGGCGAGUGGACGGCGGUGAAGAACACCGCGGCCGAUGAUGUCUCGUACAUGGACGCCAUCGUCCUCGACGGGAAGCUGUUCGCCGUGGAUAAGGUGGGCCGCAUCUACUCGUGGCACCUGGAUGGUGGAGCCGCCACGACGGAGCCUACGGUGGUUCAGGGACCGAAUAUUGAUGACAUGAGCCGCCAACAUGACUACGACCGGUGCGCGUUCUACCUGGCUGCUUCCGGCGAUGAUGGCCAUCAACAGCUUCUGCUCAUCUACAUAUACGGCUACGAAAUCGAAGAUGUGUACAAGUACCAUCGGACGUACCCCUGGGACGAGCGCGUGUUGCACAGAAUGGUGUUCGACAAGAGGAGGAGCUUCGGUGACCGCGGCAUGUCGGUCCACGAGCUCGACGCUAGCAGCGGCACGUGGCGGCGUGUCACGGACUUCGGGGGAGAUCGCGCGCUCUUUCUCGGGGCGAACUAUCCCUUCUUCGUCACCGUGCGACAUGAGACCGGUCUUGAGGCGGACUGCGUCUACCUCGCCGACACACCCUCCGGCUACGAUGUGGCCAUCUUUGACCUGAAGAAGGAGGGCCACGGAAGUGACGGCCACAUCAAGCAGCAGCUGCAUUACUCACUCGUGAAUGAGCCGUUCCAGAUGCCCAUGUGGUUCCUGCCAACGGAGUACCCACACUAGGUGGUUACGGAGUCUGUUCAAUUUGUCUUGUCUAGGAUUUUAGUUUCUAAUAAGUAAGAUGUUACAUUGUAGUUAGUCGGUGAGAGUUUUUAGAGUUCAGUCUAUUUCCAGUAACUUGAA
Molecule: messenger RNA, 1767 nt
Organism: Zea mays
Lineage: Eukaryota; Viridiplantae; Streptophyta; Magnoliopsida; Poales; Poaceae
Exons: 2
Coding region: 301-1647 (448 amino acids)
Source: RefSeq, marked validated